UUAUUUGCAGUAACUCACUCUGGAAAUGACUGUUUUUCAACGAAAUAACAAGGACGAGGAAGAGAAAAUUGGCCCAGAUGAAAUAAUCGAUGAAAUCGGAGGAUGUGGGCGGUUCCAAAUUCGGAUGAGUAUCAUUGCUCAUAUGAUGAAAACCAUUGUCUGCUUUAGUUUUGCUGGAAUGGUUAUUUUUACCGCUCCACCUGAUUGGUGGUGUGAAAGUGACGCCCUGCUGCACAAUAUGACGUCAUGUAGUAGAUUUGAAAAUCGGACAUCUGUGAACUACUGUCAGAAGCAUUCAUGCUACACGGCUAAUGGUUCACAAUGUACGUCAUAUGGCUUUGAUGAUAGUUUAAGUACUGCUAUAAAUGAGUUCAAUCUAGUAUGUGACCAAGACUUUAUUCCAAGUACGAUCAAUUCCAUCCAACUUGCCGGAAUAAUGUUUGGAAACCUUAUAUCAGGGCAAAUUUCGGAUUUGUUUGGACGAAAACGGCCUAUGUUUAUGUCCAUUGUUAUCAUAAUGGCGGCAAAUCUUCUUGGAUUUUUCUCCACGUGUUGGGAAAUGUUUGCUGCUGCUGCCUUUUUCACUGGAGUUGGAGGAGGUUUUUUCCUGACUACCCAUUAUUGUCUUUUGUCGGAAUUUUCACCAGCAAAAUGGCGUGUAUGGAUUACUGGCUUUCCCUCUUGGCCGGUGCAGGGGUGUUUCUUAUCACUUGUAUCUUGGCUUUUACACGACUGGAGAUAUAUUCAAUUAGUAACAGCAAUUAUGGCCUUGCCAUUUCUGCUUUCUUGGUUUGUCAUUCCGGAAAGUUUCCGAUGGUAUUUAGCACAUGACAAACCGGAAAGAGCCGGAAAUAUUCUCCGAUCUGUAGCGAAGUACAAUAAACAUAAUGAUGUCAACUUCAAUAAGGCUUUAAAGAAACCGGAAGAUACACACGACCGGCGAUAUACUGUUUUAGAUUUGUUCAAAACGAAAUAUUUGAUCAGGAUAUCAUUGCUUUCAUCUUUGAGUUGGUUUGCUCUUGGAUUUUGUUCUUUUGGUCUGGCUUUUGGGAUCCAGUCACUGUCAGGAAACAUUCAUUUUAAUCUGUUCUUGUUUAGUUUAACCGGAAUCCCUUCAAAAGUGAUAGCACUUUGGCUACAGAAUAGGUUUGGUCGUCGAGCUUCGUGCAUGUUGUGCUUUGUUAUCGUUAUGAUUGGAGGGUUUACUGUUGGUAUUGUACAAACCACUGACGCUCCUCAUAAAGAUGCUCUCACAAAUGCAUUUGCAUUGUUUGCAAACACUGGUAUUGUGACGGCAUGGGGACCAAUUCAAACAAUGACUAUAGAGUUGUAUCCAACGGUUAUUCGAAAUGUUGGGUUUGGCACACUAAGUGUGACCGGAAGAAUUGGGGGAAUAAUUGCCAUGCAGAUCGUCUAUUUGAACAUGCAUGUGCCAGGGUUACUAUUUUACGUUUGCGCUUCGAUAUCUGUCGCAACAUUGGUCAGUCUUAUAUUCUUACCUGAGACAAUGGACAAGAAUCUAACAGACAAAAUCAAGGAGAAUAAUAAUCUAAAUAAUAAAAUAGUUCCUGCGUAAUGGAGGACACACCUUUUUUAAUGUAGAGAAUGAACAAUUUGUUUUGUGCUAAAGUGUCUGAACAUUUGACAUCAUUGCUAAGACUAGAUUCUGCUUGAAUGUUUGUAAAUGUACGUGUUAAUUGUAAUAACGUAAUCCCAACCGUCACCCCCGUAUCAACAGCAAUAAAAAAUAACAAAUAUCUACAGGAAAAAACAAUUUAGUUAUAUGAACAGUAUAUGUUUAAAGUCUAAAACAGUGAAAGUUCACAAUACCUGUUAUACAAACAUAUUUAAAAAGGUAAAACAAGUAGUUUAAAUUUGACCCUUUACAUUGCUAUUGAGCUGUAGAAAAGAGUGAGCUUAAAAUGCAAAACCCGAAUUGCGUUAUGUUGAGAGCAUUCAGCAUAAAUAUAUAAUGUGUCUAGUUCUGAAAUAAUUAUUGCAUACAUUUAUAAGGAUAGUUUCGAGAUUUGUUUUUAGCACACAAUAAUAAUUAACCGGAUUUGCUGAACAGCGUUCUGGGGAUACUGCCUCGAUCCGGAGGGUUAACUACCAACACCGAAUUAAUUUCAGAACUCGUCAAAAAUAAUUUAAAAGCAGAUAAAUAAAAACAACAUGAUUUUUUUGGGGGUGGGGGUGGGGUGUCGAUGUAAAUUUAACAUGAUAAAUGCGAUACAUACUAGAAAACUUCAAAUAAAAAGGGUCAAAGAAACUGCCUACAAAACUUAUGUAAGGCCCCAGUUAGAAUACUGUUCCACGGUUUGGCACCCUUGGCAAAAAUAUCUAGAUUACAAAAAAGAACAUAAGACACACUUUAGAAAGAAAACCAAAAACCUUGUUAUAUGACGAUUCUUUGCAACAGAAGUGUUAACCAGUAUUUGUAAUUUUAAAUUUGUUAAUAAAAUGAAAAUAAA
Ruditapes philippinarum (Manila clam) is the source of this 2471-nucleotide messenger RNA. Its product is annotated as organic cation transporter protein-like. Gene Ontology annotation, molecular function: transmembrane transporter activity. Gene Ontology annotation, cellular component: membrane. Gene Ontology annotation, biological process: transmembrane transport. Bases 26 to 1576 code for a protein of 516 amino acids. NCBI's taxonomy places the organism in Eukaryota, Metazoa, Mollusca, Bivalvia, Venerida, Veneridae. The transcript is spliced from 8 exons. The record is from RefSeq and is a predicted model, not a curated record.